CCUCCCGCCCUCCGCCGAGUGGCGCCGGAGCCGCCGCCGCUUUACGUAAGGCGCAGGCCAGGGCCGCCGGCGCUCGGCUGCCGCUCGGAGCCCUCGCGGCGAGAGGAGGCGCCCCCGGCCGCCGCGCCGUCCGGCCGCUCGGCAGGUUCUGCCGGAGACUUACAUUUGGCCUCAACGUGAAAUGAAAGUAGAAAAUCGUAUCUACAUAUGUAUUGCUGUUAGGAUGUUGAUUCAUUGGUCAUGCCUGAGGAGGGAAAUUCUGUUCUAGAUGGCUGACUGCCAGCAAAAAUAAAUGCUUAUCCUAGAUGUCAAGCAUCUCUCCUUUUUACUGGAGUGAAAAUCCCCUCCAGAUACCAACAGAACAUCAACUGCAGAAAAUGCUCCGCAUUUUAAGGCUGUCAGCAACCUAACUUCAUGCGCCCUGUCUGUACAGUUGUUGUGGAUGGUUUACCAUCUGAAAGCUCCACAAGCUCACAUCCAGGUCCUGUAUCUGCUUCUGAAAUGUCUCUGCUCCAUGCUUUGGGUCCAGUGCAGACCUGGCUGGGACAAGAGCUAGAGAAAUGUGGCAUUGAUGCCAUGAUUUAUACUCGAUAUGUCCUCAGUCUUCUGCUGCAUGACAGCUAUGACUACGACCUGCAGGAACAGGAGAAUGACAUCUUCCUGGGCUGGGAAAAAGGAGCUUCUAAGAAAUGGGGAAAGAGUAAGAAAAAGUGCUCAGAUCUAACUGUAGAAGAAAUGAAAAAACAGGCUGCUGUCCAGUGUCUUCGAUCUGCCUCUGAUGAGAGCUCUGGCAUCGAGACGUUAGUGGAGGAGCUCUGCUCCAGACUGAAAGACCUUCAGAACAAGCAAGAAGAGAAGAUUCACAAAAAGUUAGAAGGGUCUCCCUCUCCAGAGGCAGAACUAUCCCCCACAGCAAAGGAUCAAGUGGAAAUGUACUAUGAAGCAUUUCCACCACUUUCUGAGAAGCCAGUUUGCCUGCAAGAGAUCAUGACUGUAUGGAACAAGUCUAAAGUCUGUUCUUACUCUAGCUCUUCUUCAUCAUCCACAGCCCCACCAGCUAGCACAGACACAUCCUCUCCCAAGGAGUGCAACAGUGAAGGGGAAGUCAUCAGGGAAAGGAGCAAUGACGUAUCCACCACUGCCCACGAGAAAACCCAGAGCAGAAGUCAAAAUGAGAAGGAGAACAAAUUUAGUCAUGGCACAAUGGAAGAAAAGCCUGCCGUGUACAAAAAGCAAAUCCGACAUAAACCCGAAGGAAAGAUUCGCCCUCGCUCGUGGUCUUCCGGCUCUAGUGAAGCAGGCUCAAGUUCAAGUGGUAAUCAGGGAGAAUUAAAAGCAUCCAUGAAGUGUGUGAAAAUAAGACACAAGACACGGGAAAUUCGGAACAAAAAGGGGCGGAAUGGUCAAAGCAGGCUUUCACUGAAACAUGGCGAAAAGGCUGAAAGAAACCUUCAUGCCGGAAGCAGUAGCAGUAGCAGCAGUGGUUCUGUCAGACAGCUGUGCAAACGGGGUAAAAGACCAGCAAAGGAGGCGGGGAGAAGAGACGUCGGGAGCGCCGAAGGAAGAGACCUCUACAUGGAGAGCAGAAACGACAAAGAAUAUAAAGAGGAACCGUUGUGGUAUACUGAACCAAUUGCUGAAUAUUUUGUUCCUUUGAGCAGAAAAAGUAAAUUAGAGACCACAUACCGAAACAGACAAGAUACAAGUGAUCUGACAUCAGAGGCAGUAGAAGAAUUGUCUGAAUCAGUGCACGGUCUUUGUAUCAGCAACAAUAAUAUUCAUAAAACAUACCUCGCAGCAGGUACUUUCAUUGAUGGUCAUUUUGUAGAAAUGCCUGCAGUUAUAAAUGAGGAUAUUGACCUCACUGGGACCUCAUUCUGUUCUCUUCCGGAGGGCAACAAAUACUUGGAUGAUAUUCAUCUAUCAGAAUUAACACACUUCUAUGAAGUGGAUAUUGAUCAAUCCAUGUUGGAUCCUGGUGCCUCAGAAACAAUGCAAGGAGAAAGUCGGAUUUUGAAUAUGAUUCGACAAAAAAGCAAAGAGAAAACAGAUUUUGAGGCAGAAUGUUGCAUAGUGUUAGAUGGAAUGGAGUUGCAAGGGGAACGUGCAAUAUGGACAGAUUCUACCAGCUCUGUAGGUGCUGAGGGCUUAUUCCUGCAAGACCUUAGCAAUCUGGCUCAGUUCUGGGAGUGCUGUUCAUCUAGCUCUGGCGAUGCCGAUGGAGAGAGUUUUGGAGGAGAUUCUCCAAUUAGACUCUCACCAAUCUUAGACAGCACAGCACUCAAUCCGCAUUUGCUUGCUGGCAAUCAAGAGCUCUUUUCAGAUAUUAAUGAAGGAUCUGGUAUAAACUCUUGUUUUUCAGUGUUUGAAGUGCAAUGCAGUAAUUCUGUUUUACCAUUUUCUUUUGAAACACUCAACUUGGGAAAUGAAAAUACAGAUUCUAGUGCUAAUAUGCUUGGGAAAACACAGUCUAGAUUGCUAAUAUGGACCAAAAAUAGUGCCUUUGAAGAAAAUGAACACUGUUCUAAUCUUUCAACAAGAACUUGUAGUCCAUGGUCCCAUUCAGAAGAAACACGUUCAGACAAUGAGACAUUAAAUAUUCAGUUUGAAGAAUCAACGCAGUUUAAUGCAGAAGAUAUUAAUUAUGUAGUUCCUAGAGUCUCGUCAAAUUAUGUAGAUGAAGACCUUCUAGAUUUUUUGCAAGAUGAAACUUGCCAGCAAAACAGUAGAACUUUAGGAGAAAUUCCUACGUUAGUUUUCAAAAAAAAAUCUAAACUAGAAUCUGUCUGUGGUAUUCAGCUAGAACAAAAAACAGAAAACAAAACAUUUGAAACUACACAAGUAUGUAGUGAAAGCAGUCCACAUGGAGAUGGCUACAGCUCAGGGGUUAUUAAAGACAUUUGGACAAAGAUGGCAGAUAGCAAUUCUGUAGCUAUGGUAGAAAUAGAAAGAAUUGAUGAUGAGUUGUUUUCAACAGAUGUAAAUAACUACUGCUGCUGUUUGGAUGCUGAAGCUAAAAUGGAGACCCUCCAGGAACCUAAUAAGGCUGUGCAGAGAUCAGAAUAUCAUCUGUGGGAGGGACAGAAAGAGAACAUGGAGAAAAGAGCUUUUGUUUCUAGUGAGCUAUCGAAGGUGGACGGCGGUGAUUACACUACACCCUCUAAACCUUGGGACGUAGCCCAAGACAAGGAGAAUGCGUUCAUCCUCGGAGGGGUUUACGGAGAACUCAAAACCUUUAAUAGCGAUGGGGAGUGGGCAGUUGUACCCCCCAGUCACACAAAAGGAAGCUUGUUACAGUGUGCGGCUUCUGACGUUGUGACGAUAGCUGGUACAGAUGUCUUUAUGACCCCAGGAAACAGUUUUGCUCCUGGUCACAGGCAGUUAUGGAAACCCUUUGUGUCAUUUGAACAGAACGAUCAACCGAAGAGUGGGGAAAAUGGAUUAAAUAAGGGAUUUUCUUUUAUCUUCCAUGAAGACUUACUAGGAGCUUGUGGUAACUUUCAAGUUGAAGAUCCUGGACUUGAAUAUUCCUUCUCUUCUUUUGACUUAAGCAAUCCAUUUUCACAAGUUCUUCACGUAGAAUGUUCAUUUGAACCCGAAGGGAUUGCAUCUUUCAGCCCUAGUUUUAAACCGAAGUCAAUCCUCUGCUCUGAUUCAGACAGUGAAGUUUUUCACCCCAGGAUAUGUGGCGUAGACAGAACACAAUACAGGGCUAUUCGGAUCUCUCCUAGGACUCACUUUCGCCCAAUUUCUGCAUCUGAACUGUCACCAGGAGGAGGGAGCGAGUCGGAAUUUGAAUCUGAGAAAGAUGAAGCAAAUAUUCCCAUUCCUUCUCAAGUUGACGCAUUUGAAGAUCCACAGGCAGACCUCAAACCACUGGAAGAAGAUGCAGAGAAAGAAGGCCAUUACUAUGGGAAAUCAGAGCUUGAGUCUGGAAGAUUCCUUCCCAGGUUAAAAAAAUCUGGGAUGGAAAAGAGUGCUCAGACAUCACUGGAUUCCCAGGAGGAAUCAGCUGGAAUUCUGUCAGUCGGAAAGCAGAAUCAGUGUUUGGAAUGUAGCAUGAAUGAAUCUCUGGAAAUCAAUUUAGAAAGCUCAGAAGCAAACUGUAAAAUAAUGGCACAAUGCGAGGAAGAAAUUAAUAAUUUUUGCAGUUGCAAAGCAGGUUGUCAGUUCCCUGCUUAUGAAGAUAAUCCAGUUUCUUCGGGACAUCUGGAAGAGAUUGGGAAGAAAGAAAAAGAGGAAAGAAGCGAGAUUCUACAUCAUAGCACUACCAUAUUCCUUCGCUUUCUAGUAUGUUGAUGUACUUGUGUGUAAUCAGAAUUCUGGGUUGUCUUGAAAGGCCUUAGCUGCCAGUGCAGUCCUCAGAGGAUAGUGGGGGUUGUCUGAUGGUCUAGGUGUUGUCAGUACUCUCAGCCCUGCUUUCUCAGCAGUGUCACUACAGUUUAGAGCCGAGUCAGAGCUCGUUUCAUAGAUCCAUCUGAGGUGUGGAGGGGUUGAGAGAGUGUCCUGAAGGGACAGUUUGGGGCCGCUGUUCCUUUCCACUCUUUCACACUGCCUGGUCAGUCUCUGGGAGCUCCUACAAGGGUCUUCUUCCCCCUUUUGCCGACUGAGGGCAGUCUUUACAGAGAGCAGUCUAGGAGCCCUGUUUUAAAGGUCACUCGUUGCCUGCCUGUUUCAGAGCAAGUGGACUAAAAUGUAGGCUUUCUGAUAGAAUUGAGGCCCGGGAGCAUGGAUUACUAUUCUUUUCAAAAGCUUAGUUCAGUUCAAUUCUGCAGAUAUUUAUUGAAUCCCUGUGACAUGCCCAUCGCUAAGAUCAGUGCCUGAAUGAACAAGGCAUCGUCCCUGCCCUCGAGGAAUUCAGUCCAGGCACGAAGACCCGUUGAUAACAGAUAAUUUAUUUUAAUUGAAAUAGAUAAUUCAUUUGUAUGGUUCAAAUUCAGAAGUUACAGAGGGUGUAUACACAGUGCAAAGGUCCCUCCCUAGCAGCAGCCACAAGCAUGAGUUGUGGUGUAUCCUCCGAGAAUAUUUUAUGCAUGUAUAAGCAAAUACAUAUUUACAUAUGUUUCCUCCUAUUUUUCUCUUUUUACUGAAAUGACACUUUAUUACAAUAACCCUUCCUUUUUUAUUUUCUGCAUACUAUUCCACUUUUUGGAUGUACCAUGAUUUACCUAGCCAGUUCCUUAUCUUUUAGGGCAUUUGGACAAACGUAAUUUUAGGUAACUUGGUGGGUGGUGAGGUGGAGAUGAACACAGGAUGCUGUGGGAACCCAGAGGAGAACCCCUCCCGGCCUGUGAGAGUAGAGGCCGGCUCUGUGAACAUACCUGAGUGCGCGGGGGCAGAAAGGAGGAGGCAGGACCCUAGGCAGAAGGAGCAGUGCAAGCAAGGGGGCCCCUGGCUUCAGACCACACGCGUGUGCAGGGCAGCUGCCAGCAGUAGUUCAUGGUUCUCAGGGAUAAAAUGGAAAGCCAGGGAUGGCAGCGUGUGCCUCAGGUAUCCAUUUGUGCAUAAAUUUGUGGCAAAAGUGUUCUCUUUGUCAUUUACUUGAUUACCGACUUAGUGCCACGUGCUUUGAAGCAGGAAAAGAAGCAGAAGGCUGAGUCUCUGUCUUCAGGAAUUUACAGUCCAGUCCAGGAGGGGAGGCCAUUUUGCCCAGCAGACAAUGUGCUGUGGAAGUCAGAAGGCCUUUGAUGAGUAGAGGGAGUGGGGGCCAUCCAGGGGGUGUGGUACGCAACCCACCUGUGCCAGGCACUGUGCCCACUCUGCCUUAUCACCGUUAUCCCACUGAAUGCCCAUGGUGACCUUCUGCCUCAGGUUUAUUUCCCCCCAUGACUGCUAAGGACCUGUAGGCCCAAAGGAGUGGAAUACCUGCCCCGGGUGCCAGUGCAAGGGGCAGAGCCCCACUUCUUCCCAGUGCUUCCUGUCUGUAAAAUGAAACUUGGAACAGGCCGUGCCCUGUCUCCUGUUGGUCUCUGUUGCUCUCCUUAUCUCUUCAUUUACAUUUCCUCUCUUCUUUUCCUUUUGUGACCUGAAUAACUGAGAACUGUGGCAGAGGAGUACUAUGCAGGCUCUACUCCCAGAGCAAAACUCAGAAGAGGAACAACAAACACCUCUCUCUCUGUCAGCACUAAGAAUGUUUAGUGAGAAUUUAAAGCUGUGAGCCUUUACCUAACUUCCAUCUUCUAAAGAAUUACUGAAUAUUACAUCUGUUGCUAAAAACAUUUCUGGUCAGGCUUUCUGGAUUCAGUUUAUGUCUUCUCUUUUUUUCUCACUGUUUCAUUCAUUCAUCAAAUACUGAUUAAGAGCCUCUUCUAUCCAGGUGCUGUUCUAGGUGCCUGGCGAUAAGGAACAAAGAUGCCUGCGUUGUGGAGUUCCGUUCAAUGAACAUACAAAGGUGUAUGGUGUGUUAGGGUACCAGUGCUGUGGGAGAGGAGGAGAAGAGCUGGAUAAAGGGGUGUGGUGGAAUGGGAGUGUCAGGGCAGGCUUCCUUGCCAAGGUGGAAUUUGAAGAAAGCUUGCAGGGGAGAAGGUGAGCCAGGAAGCUGUCUGGGGACAGACGGACAGGGAGGGUGGCACUAAGGCAGAGCUGUGCUUGGUUCCUCCAGGGCGAUGGUCUGUGCUGUUUCUGUUUCUUCCAUUCUUUCUUGUUUUCAUUCUCAACCUAACCAGAAGUUAAAUUAAUACAGUACAUAUACAUUAUUUAAGCAAAGCAUAGUUGUCUUUGCUGUGCAACCUAAAAAUUAGAAAUAGUUAAGUGGAAAGAUGUCAUAAAAUAAUACAUAUUUACUGAAUAUGUGUAUAGUGUAGCAUAAAACAGGACAAAUAAGUCCCUGCCAUCAGGAUUGACACGCAAACGAAGGACAUAGAAAAACAUCCUGGAACUAUUGCAGAAGCUGGCCUGAGCUUAACAGUGGUGUCAGCAGGAGAGGGCGGGAACGGCAUGCUAGAUCGACGGGGGCUUUAGGCCAGGCGGAACCGUUUCUUCAGCUCAGCGGACAUUGAGUAUCUACUUCUACUCUGUGCCAGGCCUUAUGCCUGGAGAUGCGCAUAGAUAGAUGUGGUCCCUGCCCUUAAGAAGCUGAGCAUCUGGUUCCGCUUCCUUCAUGCUGACCCAGCCCCUCGGUGGUGCCUUGACCCCCUCCAGCCUGCUUUCCCGCCCGUGUCCGGUCCUCCAUGAUGACGUCUCUCUCCCUUCCCCUUGCCUCCAUUCCCACAGUCUCAAGAAAGGUUGAAAUGAUAAGCAGAAGAACUGCACUCACAGAAAUAAAACACUGAUCCUUCCGCAGCCUGCCCAGGACACUUUCUUCCUCAGGCGGAACUUGUUGCCUCCGAAUCCGCCUCUCAGUAGUGCCUUGGGGAUGGUGGAGAGAGUCCUGCCCGGGGAACCUUCCUGGCUCCUCCUGAGCAUAGUCAUCUCACAGCAUAGAUGCACCUUGGGAAGAAGAUAAGGCCUUUCUGGAGGGGUCUUAGGGCGCUGUGCGUGUGUGCCAGGUGCAGUUAGUCACUUUGAAUUAACUGCAGAUCUUGCAUAUUGCUGGCCUCAUUUGCAUUAAGCUUAGCUUUGUCAGUUCUGUUGGCCUUGGUAUCUGUUUGUCUAAUAGUACUAAUUUUUAUUGUUAGAAUAAGCUGCAGGAGAACACAGUGACGGUUAACUGACCACCCCGAUUAGACAGUGUAAUUCUCCUUCAGUUUCUAAGUUAGGAGUAUGUCUGAAAAGUUAAGUGAAAAUGAAAGUUUUUUGAAGUGUGUUUUCCAUUUAGUUAAAUAAUAAACAACACAUUACUAAAUCAAAAAGUUUUAGACCUACACAAUAGUUUACAUUUAAGAGAGUAACAAAAUCCUAUUAGAGAAUUGAUGAUCAUUAGUUGCUAAAACAGUUCAGACUUUAAGCUUUAACACGUAAUGAAAUGUCUUUUAAAACAGUAAAGAUGUGUGCAGUGUUUUCAAGCCUCUCCAUUGAGGAGAUGUCUGUUGAGAGUGUUAGGAGCCGUGGCGGGGCAAAGAUGCCAAGAUCAGGCCUGACCCUGGGAGGCCUGUUGUCAGGCACAGUGAAGGAGGAACAUGGAAGAGGGUUGCCCUGACCGCUGGCACGCCAGGAUGCACGUAGUGACCGCAGCUGGCCACGUCACAGCAACACGCCUUGAUCACUAAUGACAGCUGCUGUCUGUCGACCACUAGCCACGCUGCGUUCAAUCCUCACUGCCCAGGUGGGCGGGCAGGGUCCAGCCAGGCCUUGAGAGUUCUGCUAGUAAGGGAUGGAGCCAGGAUUCAGACUUGGAGCCCCCUUCUGGGCCUGAGCACCUUCUGCUCUGCCAGGACCAUGGAGGUGCAAAGAGUAUGGAUCUCUCCUGCUCUCAGGAGUCCUUCCCUCAUUUUAACGAGUAUGUCGUGUUUUGAAUUUGAAUUAUUCUCAGGUUUAUUAUUUGGUUUUAGUCUCAGUUUCUUUCUGGUUCUCGCCGAAGCAGAUAAUUCAGUUAUAAAGACGUUUAGUUAGUAACUCUAGCUCUAAAAUCUCCUUUUGCCCAUUUCUUCUUCUUUGACUCCCUGCUGCCUGAGUGUGUGAAGGAGAAGGCCUCCCUGUUUUCUCUAGAGUGCCUUACACCAGUGGGCACUUGGGGCCGUCCCUUUAACCUCUCUGCACUUCCAAAAGCUAGAAAUUUGCCUUACUUUGGGGUAUUUUCUGUUAGAUAUUUCUGCCUUGUAAGAAUUUUGUUUUAUUUUUUUUUUUAAAGACUUUCAUUCCACUUCCAAUAUAAGUGCUUCUUAAGAAAAACUUCCUUUAUAUGCUAUGACCCCUUUGGCUUUUUUAAUCACCCGUCUAGAAUAGUAAAAAACUCAUCAGUUUAAAAAUCCUGGGGUUAUAGUCCAUAGCUAAUGCUUGGAUUUUUUCCUUUAUUCUGAAAGUCUUUAAACUUUUUCUGUAUUUGGUUUUAU
This is a messenger RNA of Equus caballus (horse), 8930 nucleotides long. Its product is annotated as KIAA0232. The record is from RefSeq and is a predicted model, not a curated record. Lineage: Eukaryota; Metazoa; Chordata; Mammalia; Perissodactyla; Equidae.